UAUGAUUCAAUUUGGGCUCAUCUGCUCUGAAGGGGGCUGGGCUAUCACACCGCUAGCAUUAGCUCUCAGUGACACGUGGGAUUUUCUGACUCAUUCUGAAAUUGUCCUGUUAUCCAAUCAAAUCGCAGCAAAGCGUGCAGAGAAAGGAUUUAGAAAGCAGAGGCUCCACCUCUAAAGGAAAACCGGACCGCACCUAAAAACCCUGAGGCAGAGCUGGACCGCACCUGGUGCUGAUCCGGUUUGCUUUGGAUUACAGGAAAUGUCUCUCUAUUUGGCUCCUGUUGGUUCUGUUUAUCUCCCGGUGGUUCUGUUUGGCUCCUGUUGGUUCCGGUUAUCUCUCGGGGGUUCCAUUUGGUUCCUGGUGGCUCCAUUUUGCUCCUGUCAGUUCAGUUUGGCUCCUGUCGGUUCUGUAUGGCUCCAGGUGGUUCCGUUUGGUUCCUGGUGGUUCUGUUUGGUUCCUGUGGUUCUGUUUGGCAUCUUGUGGUUCCGUUUGGCUCCUGGUGGUUCCGUAUGGUUCUGUUUGGUUCCUGGUGGUUCUGUUUGGCUCCAGGUGGCUCAGUUUGGUUUCUAUGGUUCCGUUUGUCUCCAGGUGGUUCUGUUUUUUUUUUUCCAGGUGGCUCAGUUUGGUUUCUAUGGUUCCGUUUGGUUCUUGGUGGUUCCGUUUGGCUCCUGCUGGCUCAGUUUGGCUCAAGAUGGCUCCGUUUAGCUCCUGUCGGAUCCGAUUGGCUAUUGUCGGUUCAGUUUGGCUUCAGGUGGCUCUGUUUGGCUCCAGGUGGCUCGGUUUAGCUCCAGGUGGUUCCGUUUGGCUCCUGUCGGUUCUUUUUGGCUCCAGGCGGCUCUAGGUUGUUUCGUUUGGCUUGAGGUGGUUCCAUUUGGUUCCUGUGGUUCCGUUUGGCUCCUGUCGGUUCCGUAUGGCUCCAGGUGGUUCCGGGUGGCUCCGUUUGGUUCCUGUGGAUCUUGGUGGUUCUUUUGGCAUCUCGUGGUUCCGUCGGGUUCUUGAUGGUUCCGUUUGGUUCCUGGUGGUUCCGUUUGGCUCCUGGUGGUUCAUUUUGGCUCCUGGUGGUUCCGUUUGGUUUCUGGUAGCUCCGUUUGGUUCCUGGUGGUUCCGGUCUGCUCCAGGUGGUUCUGUUCUGCCCCAGGCGGUUCCGUUUUGCUUCAGCUGGCUCCAGGUGGCUUCGUUUAGCUUCAGGUGGUUUUGUUUGGCUCCUGUCGGUUCCGUUUGGCUCCAGGUGGUUCUAGGUUGUUUCGUUUGGCUUGAGGUGGCUCCGUUUGGCUUGAGGUGGCUCCAUUUGGUUCCUGUGGCUCAGUUUGGCUCCAGGUGGUUCCGUUUGACUCCGGGUGGCUCCGUUUGGUUCCUGUGGAUCCUGGUGGUUCUUUUGGCAUCUUGUGGUUCCGUUUGGUUCUUGAUGGUUCCGUUUGGUUCCUGGUGGUUCCGUUUGGCUCCUGAUGGUUCCUUUUGGCUCCUGGUGGUUCCGUUUGGUUCCAGGUGGCUCCGUUUAGCUCCAGGUGGUUUCGUUUGGCUCCUGUCGGUUCCGUUUGGCUCCAGGUGGUUCUAGGUUGUUUCGUUUGGCUUGAGGUGGCUCCGUUUGGCUUGAGGUGGCUACAUUGGUUCCUGUGGCUCAGUUUGGCUCCAGGUGGUUCCGUUUGGCUCCUGUGGUUCUGUUUGGCUCCUGUCGGUUCCAAUUGGCUCCAGGUGGUUCCGUUUGACUCCGGGUGGCUCCGUUUGGUUCCUGUGGAUCCUGGUGGUUCUUUUGGCAUCUUGUGGUUCCGUUUGGUUCUUGAUGGUUCCAUUUGGUUCCUGGUGGUUCCGUUUGGCUUGUGGUGGUUCCUGGUAGACCUCUGACACUGCAAUGUUGGCGCUGGACAUGUUCUGCCUACAGGGCCUGUUUCCAGGUAGAAGGAGUUAAAGCUCCAACUGUGACCUC
Molecule: messenger RNA, 1925 nt
Organism: Cyprinodon tularosa
Lineage: Eukaryota; Metazoa; Chordata; Actinopteri; Cyprinodontiformes; Cyprinodontidae
Exons: 2
Coding region: 912-1556 (214 amino acids)
Source: RefSeq, a predicted model, not a curated record